UUUUUCUUAUUUUUCAGGCCAGAUAAAUUUUUCUAAUUUGAAUUUUAUUUCAAAAAUUAUGGUUCAACCUAGUGAAGCAGUUAAGGAUUACAGGUUCUUUUUGUUUUUAUUUAAGUUUAAACUUUUAUUUCUAAGGAAAGAGCUCUUUAAGCUGAAAGGGAAUGACAAACUUCAAAUUAAUUUGCUUACAAUUUUGGCAGAGGACUAUGCUUCUUAUUCUAGUGAAAUUGUUGGAGUUAUUGAAGAAUCUCUCUACAAGUGUUCUGUUCCACUCAAAAUUGUUAUGUUAUACGUGAUUGAUUCAAUAGUAAAGAACAUUGAAAAGACUGGAGGUUAUCGUAAACUAUUUGCCAAGAAGAUUGUUGACAUGAUUGUUCAUGUAUUCAAGGAGGUGGACAUCUCUUGA
Molecule: messenger RNA, 406 nt
Organism: Meloidogyne enterolobii
Lineage: Eukaryota; Metazoa; Nematoda; Chromadorea; Rhabditida; Meloidogynidae
Source: the annotation of a GenBank genome assembly